AAAACAUACGUCGAAUAGAAGAUGAAGAUUUUUGAUGAUACCUACAACAGCAUAGCCCACCGGGAUCGGAUCGAUCCUCGUCGGUGUGGCUCCCCCGAGACGGAUCAGUGUUGGUCUGGGUGGCGACUACAGUGUUGAGUUUGUUUACAAAGUUCGUUCAGGAGGGACGAAACAAAUACAAAUCUAAGAGAACCGGCCUCGGGCCGCACCUUCUACUUGCGAAGGAUCGAAGAUGGCGUCGAGCGUGGGGCACCAGACGCUGUCUUCGCUCUUGAAGUCGAAGCCCCCGGUUCCGUAUGCCAAUAUGCUCCGGCAGGUGACGAACCACGUGAAGAAGCUGCAGGAGGAGCUCCAGGCCGAGGCGGAGACCAAUAUCGAGUUCGAGGACAGCUCGCGCCGCACCUUCGAGUACCUGACGCAGCAGCUGAAGGCGUUGAAACAAGCCUUCAACACGCUGUCGGACACCUUGCUGGAGGAGCUGGAGAACAUUUCGGCCAUGGUGACCGAGGAGCUCGCGCAGGUCAAGGACAACCCGAAACUCGUCCGGGUGGAAGAGCGGCAGGAGAAGUUCAACGAGGAGCUUCAGGACUUCUCGACGCAGACGUUCGACAAGCUGAAGCGGCUCGCGGAACAGGACUGCUUCCUGGAGUCGAAAGUCGACCAGCUGAACUCCGACAUGGACACCGUGCUGCAGGUGAUCCCCAAGAUCGAGGACUCCUUUCUCAAGGGCGACCGCCUGCUCAACGAGCGGCAGAACGCCUUCGGGACGGAGAUGAGCAAAAUCAACGACUUGCUCGUGUUGCAGCAGAGCAAGCAGGAGUCCAAUUUCGAAAAGCUCGAGCAGCGGUUCCGGGACAUGAACUUGGAAUUCGACGAAAAGAUCUUGCGGUGCCAAAAAAGUUUGCAGCAGCAGAUGGAGUACGUCAGCCGCCUGGUUUUGGUGACCAAAAGCGGGGGUGGAGGGCAGGCCAGUGGGGAAGCCCCGGUGGCGGGGGGUAAGGCGGAUCUGGAAAUGUCCGCGUCGAAAAUUUUUGAUGCGUCUUCGUUCUUUUCAGGAGCAACGGCACCAGCGAAGCGGGAAGGUACUUACUUAGGAUGAUUGCUGCACAGUCCUCCUCUAUAGCGGCGUGAAUGAAAUGCACAAUAGCAGGAUUUUCACAUUAAGUCUUAAAGACUUAAUGUGAAAAUCUCUACAGAUGAAUAAGCAGAAUAGACUAAAACCAAACGAUCCACAGCUUCCGCGCUGCGCUCUCCCUUUUCGUGGAAGGCGAGUCCGGAAGUGAACAAAGCCGCAUCGAAUCCCUACUACCCCAUGAGAACAGAACUCGGGAGCCCCUUCGCGAGUGCUGCAGGCGGGCCAAACAACAGCAAGCUUAACACUUCUUUGAAUGAGAAGGAAAGCGGCGAGCAGCUGUGGAGCAGCAAUAUCGGACAAUCAGGGUCCGCGAGAUUCAUGCCGAGCCUGGGGCCGACUAUCUGCGGGGGCGGGGGCGAGGAGUGAUCUUUGAAAAGGCAUGUUUUCCGACACUGUGAGGUUCUUGAACGAACGAGUCUUUCCGACUUCAGCUGUUAGCAGCUAGCAAAGGGAAGCGACGUGAUUGAAGAAAGUACUUGGGAUUCGUACAACCAAAAACCGCACUAAACUUUAAA
Molecule: messenger RNA, 1650 nt
Organism: Amoebophrya sp. A120
Lineage: Eukaryota; Dinophyceae; Syndiniales; Amoebophryaceae
Source: the annotation of a GenBank genome assembly